Myripristis murdjan (pinecone soldierfish) is the source of this 1727-nucleotide messenger RNA. RefSeq names its product malate dehydrogenase, cytoplasmic-like. The transcript is spliced from 9 exons. Lineage: Eukaryota; Metazoa; Chordata; Actinopteri; Holocentriformes; Holocentridae. The record is from RefSeq and is a predicted model, not a curated record. Gene Ontology annotation, molecular function: L-malate dehydrogenase (NAD+) activity. Bases 253 to 1305 code for a protein of 350 amino acids. Gene Ontology annotation, biological process: malate metabolic process.
GUGCAAGUGUAAGUGUAAGUGUGUGUGUGUGUGUGGAGGUGUGUGAGCGACUCCCGGGCAGCGGAGGCACAGGAAGCCGUGAGAGUCGAACUGCAGCGCGGGUAGCUCGCUUCCGGCGCCUCGGUAUCACCUCAGUGUCGCACCGGUCUCUCUCUCUACCUGUCUCUCUCUCUCUCUCUCGGUCGGUACACCGUGUCGGGUCGAGCCGCCAUAUCUCCUUCAGUGUGAACGACAAGGCACACCGGCGGGACCAUGCUGACGCUGCUGACGGCCAUGUAUGUGGUGGUGCGGGCGGUUUCCUCGGAGGCCGAACCAAUCCGUGUUCUGGUGACCGGCGCCGCUGGCCAGAUCGCCUACUCCCUGCUGUACAGCAUCGCCAAGGGAGAUGUGUUUGGUAAAGACCAGCCAAUCAUCUUGGUGCUGCUGGACAUCCCGCCCAUGCUGCCGGUGCUGGACGGAGUCGUCAUGGAGCUCCAGGACUGCGCCCUGCCGCUGCUGAGGGAGGUCAUCCCCACUGACAAGGUGGAGGUGGGCUUCAAGGACCUGGACGCCGCCAUCCUGGUGGGCUCGAUGCCCAGGAAGGAGGGCAUGGAGAGGAAGGACCUGCUGAAGGCCAACGUGGCCAUCUUCAAGACGCAGGGCGCCGCGCUGGAGAAGUACGCCAAGAAGACCGUCAAGGUUCUGGUUGUGGGAAACCCGGCCAACACCAACUGUCUGAUCGCCGCCAAGUCGGCCCCUUCCAUCCCCAAGGAGAACUUCUCCUGCCUGACCCGUCUGGACCACAACCGAGCCUCAUCCCAGGUGGCGAUGCGCUGCGGCGUUCCUGCCAACAACGUGAAGAACGUGAUCAUCUGGGGCAACCACUCGUCCACCCAGUACCCCGACGUGCACCACGCUAAGGUCAACGUGCACGGCAGCGAGAUGGCGGCGUACGACGCCGUGAAGGAUGAUGCCUGGCUCAAAGGAGACUUCAUCUCCACGGUGCAGCAGCGUGGCGCCGCCGUCAUCAAGGCCAGGAAGCUGUCAAGCGCCAUGUCGGCCGCCAAGGCCAUCUGCGACCACAUGAGGGACAUCUGGUUCGGCACCAAAGAGGGCGAGUUCAUCUCCAUGGGCAUUUACGCUGCUGGGAACUCCUACGGCAUCCCAGAGGAUCUCAUCUACUCCUUCCCUGUCCAGAUCAAGAACAAGAGCUGGAAAGUGAUGGACGGCCUCGCCAUCAACGACUUCUCCCGGGCCAAGAUGGACGCCACCGCGGCCGAGCUGGUGGAGGAGAGAGACACGGCGAUGGCCUUCCUGUCUCAGUGACUGACGCCCCCCACUGGCCAGCAGCCGCCACAGCACCUAGAUGCCCCCGACGCUCCCAGCUCGCGGCUCUGACCUCCAACUCUCCAACCUGAUUAUCAUCCUCCUACCACGUCUGUGUGUCACCUCUCUCUGUCUGUCCGUCUCUGUGUGUGUGUGUGUGUGUGUGUGUGUGUGUGUGUGUGUGUGUGUGUGUGUGUGUGUGUGUGUAAACGUGUGUGUGUAUGUGCGUAUGUAUGUGUGUGUGGGGCUCGGCCUCUUCUUCAGGUUUUUAGAAAAAACCUGUUUAUUGACCACAACCUGGCCUUGGCCUGAAGACACGAGAGAAUGUCUGUGUUGGUAGAUGAUAACGCACACUAGCUGUCCAGAAACUGUAACGGAACAUGUUCUAACAAUAAACAACAAAGAAACCGAUAACCGAUCAA